UAUAGUGAGGGCAAUUCGUGCCCAUUUUCUGUUAUACACACACACACACACAUACAUAUAUAUAUAUACAUGCCCGUAUAUAUAAAGCCUUUUCACCAUGGAGGAAAAACAAGAAAUGGCGGGACCAGAUCGCAUCCUCCACCUCCUCUUGUACCCGUUCCCUUCUUCCGGCCACAUCAUCCCCAUCCUCGACCUCACCCGCCGCCUCCUCGCCCGACCCGGCCUCACCGUCACCGUCCUCAUCACCCCUGGUAACCUCCCCUUGCUCCAGCCCCUCCUAGCAGCCCACCCUCCGCCCUCUCUUCAGCCCCUCAUCCUCCCUGCCCCGCCUCCACCUCCAACCUCCACCGGCACUGGCCCUCUCAACCGUCUCGUCUCCAUUAUCCGCGGACUCCAUGAUCUUCACUCGCCGGCCCUCCUGGAUUGGUUCAGCUCCCAUGCCUCCCCGCCGAACGCCAUUGUCUCGGACUUCUUCCUUGGUUGGACCCACCACUUAGCCCGACAGCUCGGCAUCCCCCGAGUCGUCUUUUCGCCUUCCGGCGUCUUUGGCCUCUCGAUCAAUUUCUCGCUGUGGCGGGAUCUUCCGAAGCUGGGAGAUACGCCAGAGAAUGAAAUCUCCUUCCCGAAAUUACCGAACUGCCCAUCGUACCCCGUAUGGCAAAUUCCUGAGGCGUACCGGAACUAUGCAGAAGUCAUGGACCCUUCCUCGGAAUUCCAUCGCGACAGCAUGCUUGCUGACGUGGCGAGCUGGGGCCUGGUGUUCAACUCGUUUGCUGAGCUGGAGGGCGAAUACAUUGAGUACUUGAAGAGAGACCUCGGUCAUGACCGGGUGUGGGCAGUGGGCCCGCUGUUGCCAACCCAAGACGACCAGGUGGACCAUCGAGGUGGGCCCAGCUCCAUUCCGGCCCACGAGGUCAUGACGUGGCUCGAUUCAUGUCAGGAUGGAUCGGUAGUCUACGUGUGCUUCGGGAGUCGCGGGAUGCUGACAUGUAAGCAGAUGGAUGCAUUGGCUGCUGGGCUGGACCAGAGCAAGGUCAGGUUCAUACUCUGCGUGAGGGAUCCCGACGAUCGGCAAGUGGCAACGGGUUACAGCUCCAUACCUGAUGGUUUCGAAGAUCGUGUGGUUGGGAGGGGCUUGGUUAUAAGGGGGUGGGCCCCACAGCUGCUGAUAUUGCGACACCGGGCGGUGAGCGCGUUCCUAACUCAUUGCGGAUGGAACUCGACGAUCGAAGGAGUCACUGCAGGUGUGGUGAUGCUGACGUGGCCGAUGAGGGCAGACCAAUUCACUAAUGCGAAGUUGUUGGUGGACCAAUUAGGUGUUGGGAUCCGAGUCGGGGAGGGGACCACGAAUAUCCCCAAGGCAGUCGAGCUGGCUCGCAUUCUGAUGGACUCGGUCAGCGGUGCACAGCUGGAGAGGGUCCAGGCCAAAGAGAUCAGUAUUGCGGCCUUGAGUGCGAUAAAGCCCGAAGGAAGCUCGGACCACGAUUUGGACAAUUUCGUUAAAAGAAUCUGUGAGGUUAAGAUGUCCAAGUAAAUGACUAACAAUCAUAUACUUUGACUAAUCACUGCUUUUUAUUUUCUUUAUAUUUAUAUUUUAGUAACCAGCUUAUGUAAAUCAUUACUAAAGGCGCCAUAUUCUAUGAAUUAUGUGAAAGAAUAAAGUCAUCCUCUAUCUGUAAUGGGUCGAGGAAUUGUUAUUUUUAUAGUAA
Messenger RNA from Punica granatum (pomegranate), 1709 nucleotides. The record is from RefSeq and is a predicted model, not a curated record. Lineage: Eukaryota; Viridiplantae; Streptophyta; Magnoliopsida; Myrtales; Lythraceae.